Messenger RNA from Prunus mume (Japanese apricot), 855 nucleotides. RefSeq names its product small ribosomal subunit protein eS17y-like. The record is from RefSeq and is a predicted model, not a curated record. NCBI's taxonomy places the organism in Eukaryota, Viridiplantae, Streptophyta, Magnoliopsida, Rosales, Rosaceae. Gene Ontology annotation, biological process: translation. Gene Ontology annotation, cellular component: ribosome. Gene Ontology annotation, molecular function: structural constituent of ribosome.
UCAUUUUGUCUUCUCUCACUCCUCACCGGGCGUCUCUCUCCUCCCAAAACCUCCACACACAAGACAUACAAAUUCACAGAGAGAAAAACCAGCACCAUGGGCCGCGUCCGUACAAAGACCGUGAAGAAAUCCUCGCGCCAAGUGAUUGAGCGAUACUAUUCGCGCAUGACCCUGGACUUCCACACCAACAAGAAGAUCCUGGAGGAGGUGGCCAUCAUCCCCUCCAAGAGGCUCCGCAACAAGAUUGCCGGGUUCUCGACCCAUUUGAUGAAGCGGAUCCAGAAGGGCCCGGUUCGCGGCAUCUCCUUGAAGCUCCAGGAGGAGGAGCGCGAGCGCCGCAUGGACUACGUCCCCGAGAAGUCCGCCAUCAAGACUGACGAGAUCGAGGUCGACAAGGAGACGAUCGACAUGCUCUCUGCUCUCGGCAUGGGCGAUAUGCCCGGCCUCAAGCGGGUCGACCCGGCUUCUCUUCAGCCUCAGCAGCUCGGGUUCGGGCGCGGCGGGCCCAGGAGGUACUGAAGAAGGGAUUAUAAUGAGUAAAUUUGGGUUUUUGGGAGAGUAGGAAGGAAACAUUUGCUAAUUUUCUGUUGCUAUGCGUUUUUAAGUUUACCAUGGAUCUCUAAUGUGGAUUCUCAAUCCUUUAUUAUGGGAUUUUGUUAAUUUUGGAUUUAGAAUCGAAAGCAUGCAUUUUUGUUUCUUUUUGUCAAAUGAAUCUUUUGGGUUUCUUCUGGAUAGCUGCUUGCUUGAGCAAUGUUCAUGUUCAUGUUCAUGUUCUUUUGGGUACUGUUGCUUUUUCUAGGGCAUGGGUAGGUUUAAUUUAAGAAUGUGAUUAAAUUAGAGUUUGGUUUCAAAUUC